CCACCAUCUCAAGUGCUCAUAACAUGCUCCGGUAGCAUGAACAAUAUCAUAUUCUCAUUCCUCCGAGCGACAUUUGGACGACAGAAUGAAGCUGGCUUCUCGAGGCAGAUAACAAGCGCGAAUCGGAUACGACCAUCCAAUGCGAUCAUAAACCACAGCAGAGGUCUGAAAGGUCUCCCAAAGAAGCUAAGUCCGGAAGAAGCACUGGAAGAACGGUUUGAAUGGCUCAACAAGGUAAAUGAGAUUCAAAGAACUGCAUCUCCCUCCACCGCAUCUCACCACUUCCCAAAGCAUUGGAUCACUACUACAUUCAGUCGAAGUGGUGGUGCAGGAGGUCAAAAUGUGAACAAAGUCAAUACAAAAGCAGACGUUCGAUUGAAUUUAUUCAGUGUCUCUCAGCCCGGUCAUGCGACGGGGGAUGACAGAGAUGCACUUCUGCCACCAUUAACAAAAGAGAUGGUAUCAAUAUUGGAACAGAAAUCUCCUUAUUACGUUGCUUCUUCGAACGAAUUACGAAUCACCUCAACCGAUACACGUUCGCAAUCGGAUAAUUUGCGGGAUGCAUUGCAAAAGAUGCAAGAUCAUUUGGUUCAAAUAUUAUCACAGGAUAUACCCGGUAAAACCAGUAAAGAACAAAGACAAAAAGUGGAAAAAUUAAUAGAAGUAGAUAAAAACAGAAAACGUCAAUCAAAAGAAAAGCGAAAGGGCGUAAAGGAUAAUAGAAAAAUUUCAAGAAGCGAUGUUGGCUUUUAGAGGAUCUGUACUAUAAUAUCAUAGAAUACUUCUGUAAAAACAACAAGAGAAGAUUUCGUGAGGAAGAACCCAAACUGAUACAUCGAACAAUAUUGUAUACAUCUGCAUGCUAGCGACUCAUCAAACCCUUUACAUCAUCAACUUGUUGAUACGUACAUUGUUAGAGAAGUCGGUAGACCCAAUUGCAGUAUGUGCAGGAUGUUUCCGCAUCGUAAGUGUCAUUGUAUUCCUCUUGGAAUAUAUCAAUAGGACCAAGAAGGUCAAAUCCGUCUUAUUUGACUUACAUAAAGACGAGGUGGAAGUCAAGGAGUAUCGAUUAAAAAAGUGUAAAUCGAUUUGAAAUGGAUAAAAGUAGAUAAUGCUAUUCAAAA
Messenger RNA from Meira miltonrushii, 1124 nucleotides. RefSeq lists its product as uncharacterized. The transcript has a single exon. NCBI's taxonomy places the organism in Eukaryota, Fungi, Basidiomycota, Exobasidiomycetes, Exobasidiales, Brachybasidiaceae. Gene Ontology annotation, cellular component: mitochondrial large ribosomal subunit. Gene Ontology annotation, molecular function: translation release factor activity. Gene Ontology annotation, biological process: mitochondrial translational termination. The record is from RefSeq and is a predicted model, not a curated record. The coding region runs from base 37 to 753 and encodes 238 amino acids.